Molecule: messenger RNA, 1134 nt
Organism: Silurus meridionalis
Lineage: Eukaryota; Metazoa; Chordata; Actinopteri; Siluriformes; Siluridae
Product: putative nuclease HARBI1
Source: RefSeq, a predicted model, not a curated record
AUGGCAGGUGUUGUCCACCGCCACCACCACUUUGCCAGGAGAGGAUACCGUCAAAGGGUGUAUGUUGAACAUACCAAGCCACUGGAGCAAUACACCACUGAGGAGCUGUAUGUCCGGUUUUGCUUUGGGAAGGCUGAUAUAGAGUACCUUGUCAACCUUCUCAGGCCAAAACUUCAACACAGAACCCAAAGGAGUCACGGUCUGUCUGUGGAAGACCAGAUCCUCAUUGCUCUCCGAAUUUAUGCAUGUGGGACUUUCUAUCAGGUUGGUGACUAUAUAGGAGUGGUGAAAUCAGCUGUGUGUGAUGUGGUGAGAGAUGUGUCAAUCGCACUGGCCAGCCUGGUCAAUGAAUUUGUUUCUUUUCCAAAGGACAACCAGAUUGCCCAGGCCAAGCGCAGCUUUUUUCUUUUGGGGAAUAUGCCCAAUACUAUUGGAGCAAUCGACUGCACACAUGUGCAUAUACAAGCACCUCGUGAGAAUGAAUGGGAGUUUAUAAACAGAAAGGGGAGGCACAGCAUCAAUGUCCAACUUGUGUGUGAUGCUGACCUCAUCAUCACCAACUGCGUUGUCAAGUGGCCUGGGUCUGUCCAUGAUGCACGCAUCCUGAGGGAGAGCGCUCUAUAUAUAGACCUCCAAACCAACCGACCGGAUGGCAUAAUAUUAGGAGACAGUGCCUACCCACUCCUACCAUGGCUGAUGACUCCUUUUCUAACAGCAAAUACACCGGCGCAGGCACGCUUCAACACUGCUCAUUGCAGAGCAAGAUGUGCAAUUGAGCGUUUAAAUGGAGUUCUUAAGAGGCGCUUUGCAUGCCUUAACUACCUGAGAGCGGAACCACAGAAAGCAUGCAACAUAACCCUUGCCUGUAUUGUCCUGCACAACAUCGCUACUAAGCGCAGUGUCCCUCUCUGUGCUGACAAUAAUGCACCUGAGCCCCUUGGAGACCCUAACCAACCUCCUGCAUUCUGCCAGAACGAGCAAACAGAAUGUGCAACAAGGGACGCAAUAGUUAGACACUAUUUCUGAUUUGGAAUUGUUUUGGAUUUCAAAAAUCAGUGAUUGCCAUUCUUUGCAUUUUUGGGGUUAUUCUGUAAUCAUUGCAUGCAUCACUAAUAAAUAUUCUAAAAACAAAAA